Daldinia vernicosa is the source of this 1172-nucleotide messenger RNA. RefSeq lists its product as uncharacterized. Bases 172 to 954 code for a protein of 260 amino acids. The record is from RefSeq and is a predicted model, not a curated record. The transcript has a single exon. Lineage: Eukaryota; Fungi; Ascomycota; Sordariomycetes; Xylariales; Hypoxylaceae.
UAUUAGUAAGUCUUGCAUACAUAAUAUGUAAAGAGGUAGCUACCCCACCACACCGGAGCUAUCACAACAUAUGGCGUCACCGAAUGCAUCUCCUACUAUUCGGCAUCUCUCCGUCCUGAAGCAUUAACUACAUGUACGUGACAAGUCGGUUCCGUCACUUAUGAGUCUCCGAUGCGUCUAGCUCGGAGUUUCUCCUCUCUCGCCUAUAAUAAACCCCAAUUCUAUCCCUCCAGACAACUUCUAGCUACAUUUAUAAUUCCUUCUUCAAGCUUUCGUCAAUUCUCAACUACACAAUCAAACAUGGCGCUUAACCCCAAAUUCGCUGGCCAGCGACUGCUCUUCGGACAGCCUUCCUCCUCUACAUCCGGCGUGCCUCCGGCUGUGCACACCCUCGAGCUGUUCCUCGAUUACGUGUGCCCGUUCUCGGCUAAGCAGUUCAAGACCUUCUAUCACUCGGUCGUGCCCCUCGUCAAAGAAAACCCCAAGUGGGCCAGCAACCUGCAGAUCAUCUUCCGCCAGCAGAUCCAGCCCUGGCACCCGUCGUCGACGCUUGUGCAUGAGGCAGGCGUUGCCGUAUUACAGGUCGCACCCCAUCGGUACUGGGACUUUAGCGACGCCCUGUUCAAAGCGCAGCUAGAGUAUUUCGAUGAGCGCGUCGUCAAUGAGCCCCGCAACGACACUUACCGUCGAUUAGCUAAACUAGCCGCGACCGUCGGCAUCGACGAGCAGGCGCUGUAUGACUUGCUCGUCAUCCCGGACAAGGUGCCGGAGGGCAGCAUUGGCAAUACCGGAAACAAGGUCACCAACGACCUGAAGCUGCAAAUCCGGUACGGUAGACUGGUGGGUGUACAUGUCAGCCCCACUGUUAUUUACGACGGCAUCGUCGCAAAUGAUAUUAGCUCGUCGUGGACCAAGGAGCAGUGGCAGGAGUGGUUGACCAAGAAUCUCGGUUGAAGGAAAGCAGUAAGAUAAGGCAUAAAUAGAAGUAUUGCUUGAUCAUACUUCGGAUGAUUAUAACCUAAGGCUAUGAAUGAGGGGCUACCUAAUAUAGGUUGUUAGGUAUUUACCAAAUAUAAUAAUUAUAUCAUCGUACCGCAAGUUCCAGCUUAUAUCAUGUGUGUAGUAUAUACAUGUAGCACUAAUUAGAAUUGAAUCAGUAUUAUAUCGAAUAG